Messenger RNA from Peronospora belbahrii, 1284 nucleotides. The record is from the annotation of a GenBank genome assembly. NCBI's taxonomy places the organism in Eukaryota, Oomycota, Peronosporomycetes, Peronosporales, Peronosporaceae.
AUGAAGUUUAAACUACCCGAAAAUGCGUUUCCAGAAUUGCACUUAUCCAAAGAACUUCAAAACGAACUGAUUGAAGAAGCAGAGAGCGUAGUGCGCGACACGCUUGCUGCUAACGAAGCCUUCCUUGCUGAUGGUGCAGUAUUUCGAGACCCCAGAUGGAAACUUGUAAAGACAAAAGAUGGAUUGCAUGUGUAUCACCACCAGCGGACACCGACUAGGAACUCUACGGAAUCUAGAACGCUGCAGCGAAAGGAACAGUUUUCUCCGCCCCUCCUAAGCGAAACUAUGACCAUAGAUUCUUCGGGGGCUAGUAGUAAUGUCGAGACCGGAUACGAUCUUACAACUUCAGUGUCUGCAUCAACUGUUAAUGCGAUAAUGAAGAGUCCAAAAGGUUUUCAAGUGGCACUUCAUGGGACUGUGGAUGGAAAUCUAGACGAUGCCAUGUUCGGAACCUUUGCCACUACGAGCCAGGCCUGGAUGUGGCGUAGCUCGCAUACUAACGAUCACCUUGACGAUGCACGUGUAUUGGCAAUCAUAAGAGGCCCGACAGCGCAAGAUCCUUUCCGCUUCCUGGGUGUCAAGUGGUUUGUCAAAGAGCGCCCUGCUAUGCUUGCGGGAAUCGUUCAACAACGAGAUUACCUCAUCCUUGAGGCCACGGGGUUCACACGCGACUCAGAUGGCGAGAAAGUGGGGUAUUAUCUCAUGCACUCAAUAUCGCUGCCACGUAUGGUACCGGAGCUCUCAGAACUUGGCCUCCUUCGCGGAGUCUUAAGUCUUUGCUACAUCGACCGUCAACGCAGCCAUGGAAAAGUCGAAAAGUACUGCAGAGGUUUCAGCAAUCCUCGAGGAAAGAUAAGCAAUAAGAUGGCUGUUCCACUCACUGCUGACUCGCUCAUCUGUGCAGCCAAAAUUGUCGAUUACGCGUAUAUUAAGAAGCUAACGUGGCUUAUGAAGCACAAAGGUAAUCAACGUUUGUCGAGAGAACGACAGACUCAAAGACCUCGUCCCAAACACUGUCAGACCUGUAACAAAAGUUUUACUAAGCUCAUGUUAUCUAGCGCUGCAGCUGGAGUGGCCUGUCAGAUCUGCCGCCGUGUCCUAUGCGGCAGGUGCACUGUUGCCAAAAAGAUGACGGUGGAUGUAUCCGACACUGGAGCAGUAAAACAGUGUGCUCUUCGUUUCUGUCUUGAAUGUCUACGCGAAGCUAAAGAGUAUCCAGCUUGGGAAAUGGUGCAGACUGGAAUCAAUACGUCUGCUUCGGACUCAGCCUUUGUCGGCUUUUGA